AUUAACUUGUUCUCCAGAACCGGAGGAAACAGAACGAACACAUCGAAGUCCGACAACUGUCAAAUGACAAUAGAGAACACAAUUACGAAGAAAGGAUCGUUGAGCCUGAAACGUUGUAAUGGCAGCGGAAAUAAAACCUGCACCGGGUGUAAAUAAUGACAAAUUCAGUACAAGCCGUAAGCCGAUACUUUUGUCGAAAUUUGAGGGCUGCCACGACGAUGUCAACGCGGCGAUAAUAAUCCCACGGGAAGACGGAGUUAUAAGUGUCUGCGAUGACAGAACUGUCAGAGUAUGGCUGAAAAGAGAAUCCGGCCAAUAUUGGCCCAGCAUCUGCCAAUAUAUGCCGGCAGGUGCCACAGCAAUGCAUUAUUAUGUCGAAUCAAGGCAGCUAUUUGUCGGACUUGAAAAUGGGAGCAUAAAUGAAUUUCUACUGGAACAAGAUUACAAUCGUAUGACAGCGAUGCGAGAAUAUCCGGCUCAUCAGGCACGUGUGUCGGGUGUAAUAUACGCUCCCUGUUACGAAUGGGUUCUUAGCAUUGGUCGUGAUCAACAAUUUCAGCUCCAUUGUACAGAGACAGGUCGCAAACUCGGUUCUUACGGUAAAGCGAGCAAUCGUUAUGGCUAUUUGGACAGCGUUUGGUACACGGCUCUGCAAUUUGACGAGCAAUCAAAACACGCUUUCAUCGGUGAUUUCGGCGGGGAAAUAACGAUGCUCAAAGUCGAAGCUGCGAAGAUCGCUUUAGUCACGUUACUCUCAGCUCACACCGGAAGCAUAAGGACUUUGGCCUGGGACACAGAGAAACAACUCUUGUUUUCAGGAAGCUUUGAUCAAAACAUUCGAGUUUGGGACAUCGGUGGUCGCGAAGGUGUUGCUUAUGAGCUUCAUGGACACCGGAAUAAAGUGACAGCACUUUGUUACGCGAGUGCCGAACGAGUUCUGCUGUCCGGUGGCGAGGACGGGGUCAUAGUCUGCUGGAACAUGGCCGCUCCUAGGCGAGAAGCUGCGGUCUGGGAUGAUUCCGAUACUUGUCAAACUUGUGGACGACCAUUUUUCUGGAACAUGAGAGCCAUGAUGGAUCAGCGUCAAAUGGGACUUAGGCAACAUCACUGUCGUCAUUGCGGCCGAGCUUUAUGUGGUCGUUGCACGACGCAGCGGUUACCUAUACCAUCAAUGGGCUUCGAAUUUGAAGUUCGUGUUUGCGAUCAGUGUCACAUUCAACUUAAAGCCAGCGAACAAGCACCGCUGGCAUCAUUCCACGAUGCAAAGCACAGUGUAAGUGCGAUGGAUCUGGACGUAUCGCAACGAAAAUUAUUGACAGUGGGCCAGGACAGAGUCAUUAAGAUUUGGGACAUUACAGCUCUUCUCCAAUAAAUAAGAAUAUAAAUCGCUAUAUUUUGUGAUGGAGAAUACACAAAAUUGUAAGAACCGAGUUGAAGGAAACGAGUACGAACCAGAACCAACGACAAAUCAAAUACAACGCUAAAUGGGAAGAUACAAAACGAAGAUAUAAAAAUUACGUAAAAAUCGAGAGUAACUUAAACAAGCCACAUCUGGCUUUGAGCCUAUGCGCGUGCGAUCGCGAAUAAAUCGGAUCGCAGGCUAAUUAUUCGCUUGGUAACAUCCUAAAACUACAUUCUGUGAGAAAGUAUUCGCUGAUAUAAAGCGACGAAGCGAUAAACGAAAAUUGCAAAAGUACGAUUGUAGUAGCUAGCAAAAUUCAGGUAGUUUAUCGCAGAAUCGAAUUCUCUACAGACUGUUCCUCAUUCAUUGGGUAUUAUGCCAUAAGUGUAUAUUUGUAAAUGGUGUUAUCGUCAAGGGAUAUAUGAACUCUACACAUAUUUUCUUCGUACCCGGAUUAAAAAAAAAAAAAAAAUAGAAAAAAGCGCAGCUCCCUCGUUUUUCAAACAACAUUCGUGUGAUUGGAGUAUUUUUUUAGACUUUGAAACGACAAAACUUGAACGUGAAAACUGGGUCAGAACAACAUGAACGAAUAAGAAAACAGUCGAUGGAAGAUAUUUUAUUUCGUUGUCAAAUCAGGCUCUGACUGCCGAACAACAAUUACCAACGAUUCCUACUUUGCUAAAGUAAUUAUGUAUCUCCACUGUAUAUACAUAGCGUAAUCCUCGAUGGAUUACUCCAAAGUUUGUACUGCUUGAAGAAACAACAAAAAAAGACGCGAAAAUUUGAAAAUUCUUCGGUUUUUGUAUUUAGAUACCGAACGAAUUAGAAUCGAAGCGAUUCUUCUUGAGUCCAUUUUUCAUCGUAAUUCCAAAGGAUCUUAUUCCCGUACGUGUACUCGAUAUUAAAAUUGUUAUUACCACUGCGGUUUUCCGUCGCGAUUCAAUGGCUAGUUAUUUCGAAAUUUUUUCAUCGUUCAAAUAAUUUUUCGCCCUGAAGACUGCUCGUGUCCGAAGUUUCAUGACGUCACGAGUUGUUUUCAUUGUUUUGAGAAAUAACGAUAAUUCUUUUCGAUAACAAUAGUGGUGUCGUGUCGACAAAAAACAUUUUUGACUCUCCCCAAACUUGAACGAAAUAACAGAAAUAUCAUUGGAAAAUUGCAAUUUUUACUAAAUUACACGAAAAUCCAUUAAUCGUAAUUCAUUCGUGCACCGAUUGAUGCAAGUUAUUCAUUCUUUAUGUCAGUCAUUCCAAAGAUCUGCAAACCAAAAUUUCAUCAUUUAUCUUGCUAACAUUAAAAAAAAGAAAACUAAAAAAGCUUUUCUCACUUUUAGGCGCUGUCACUUUGUCGAAUGUUCGUAAUUUCUUAAAAAAUAAAUUCAAAAACAUAAGAACGUCAAGUCGUCGCUUAGAUUUGGAGAAAUCAUCAAUUGGUGCGUGAUUCCGAGGCCGAAAUCUAUUGGGUUUUCAUCGUUGUAUGUCAAAAACGUGUGGAAAAAAUGAAAAAUAACAAAACGUGGCUCGCGAGUGAGAUUCGAAAGUAAAAUAAUUACAUUAUACCGUUUGCGGAAUGCUGGCUGAAUGUCAACAAAUAUUAAAAAAUGGGGUGCUCUCAGAAUCGAUGAAUUGACGAAUAAAAAUCGAAAAAUGUGGAUUAUGAUCAAACCAUGAUUCGUUGAACGAUUAUUCUUUAUUCAAUUGGUCAACACAUUUUUCGUAAUUGAUAGUGACAACGCGCGCUUCCAUAUAGAAAUAAAUAUUUCCGUAAGUACGAGAAUAUGAAAAAAAAAUUUUAAAUAUACAAAAACAUGAAUAUAAAAAUUAACAAAGCUUCACUGUAACAAAAUAUUAUACGAGAGUGAAUGAACGCGAGUGUUUAUUUUAUUGCGAUGUUUAUUACAAUAGUAUAAUAAUGAACUUUCGCAACGCUUAAUUAAUCAUUCGGUUUUCAUCCGAUUUAUUCAUUCACUCAUUGUACGACGAAAUGAUAAAUUUGCCGAAUAAGCAUUAAUGUAUUUGUUUAUUAUCGUGUACGAAGUCUGGACAACGAGCUCUGUACUCGUUAAUCGUAAACUAAGCAGUCAGUCAUGUAUAAAAACUGAUCAAAAUAUAUAUACAGCACGUUAUCACUUA
Molecule: messenger RNA, 3532 nt
Organism: Venturia canescens
Lineage: Eukaryota; Metazoa; Arthropoda; Insecta; Hymenoptera; Ichneumonidae
Gene: Wdfy2
Product: WD repeat and FYVE domain containing 2
Exons: 7
Coding region: 119-1372 (417 amino acids)
Cellular component (GO): early endosome
Molecular function (GO): metal ion binding; protein binding
Source: RefSeq, a predicted model, not a curated record